Molecule: messenger RNA, 1574 nt
Organism: Cinclus cinclus
Lineage: Eukaryota; Metazoa; Chordata; Aves; Passeriformes; Cinclidae
Gene: RAD9B
Product: RAD9 checkpoint clamp component B
Biological process (GO): DNA replication checkpoint signaling; mitotic intra-S DNA damage checkpoint signaling; DNA repair
Cellular component (GO): checkpoint clamp complex
Source: RefSeq, a predicted model, not a curated record
AUGAAAUGCGUGAUCGGGGGCGCGCAGCUCCGAGUGUUUGGAAGAGCAAUACAUGCCAUAGCACGAAUUAGUGAUGAAUUUUGGUUUGACCCCAUAGAGAAAGGUCUUGCCUUAAGAUCAGUGAAUUCCUCGAGGUCAGCAUAUGCAUGUGUGUUCUUCUCAUCCAUGUUUUUCCAACAUUACUGCUGGACAGCUGUGUCCCAGCCGUGUCAGAAGGAGAAGCAGUUAUCCCUCCCCUGUAAAUUGAUAAUUAAGUCAGUUCUCCCUGUGUUUAGAUGUGUAAAUGUGCUGGAAAGGAAUGUAGAGAAAUGCAGCAUCUCCACCAACCCCAGUGAGCACCACAUCACCUUCCAGCUCCUCUGCAGGCACGGUGUUGUAAAAACCUAUAACCUGACAUUUCAAGAGUGUGAUCCCUUGCAGGCUGUUUUUGCAAAACACAUGUGUCCAAACAUUCUUAAAGUCCACUCCAGGCUGCUGGCUGAUGUGAUGAUUCACUUCCCAACCAGUCAAGAAGAAAUAACCUUGUCAGUAACUCCAAUGAAAGUUUGUUUCAAGAGUUACACUGAAGAAGACACUGACUUUUCAAGGACAAUGCUUACUGAGAUACAGCUCAGUCCAGAGGAAUUUGACUACUUUCAAGUUGGAGUAGAUUCUGAAGUGACAUUUUGCCUUAAAGAAUUGAGGGGGCUGCUGGCAUUUUCCGAAGCCGCGAGCGUUCCCGUGUCCGUCCACUUCGACAGAUGUGGGAAACCCAUUGCUUUCAGCAUUGAGGACCUGCUGCUGGAGGCCAGCUUUAUCCUGGCCACCUUGUGUGAGGCUGAGGAGGAGGCAGUUUCCCCAGAGCCUGCCUGCUGCCCACGGCCCUGGGACAGCUCAAGGACUGGCGUGGAAAGAUCUGACCAGACCUUCAUGGAUGGAACCAACAACACACACAGAGCCACUUCCAAAGAGCCACAGCAGAAGAGAAACACUCCAAGUAUGGGCUCGGCAAAAACCCCAAGUGCUUUGGCAAAACAAGAGGUAAAAACCUUUCCCAGAGGCACAGGGAGGGAUGUGCCAGGCAGAGCAGGAGCAGCCAGGGUGGAGGCAGCAGGAGGAGAGGCCACAGAGGCUCCUUAUGAGGUGAGGGCUCCCCACAGCUGCCCUUUGGCUGAGCACCCCCACGUGCACUGGGGGUUUCAGUGGGAUCAGCUGUCACAGCAGCACAGCUGGAAAACCCCAACACUGCUGGGAACACUCCUGGGGGGGUGGGUUUCACUGGGAAAUGCUGCUGCCGAGAAAGAAUUUAAAGUGGCAAAAGCUUCACAAAGAGUUAAUGUCCAAAUUCUGUAUCAUGGAAUUCUUACCUGUACAAAUAUUGCAUUUUCCAGUUCCACUCCUUGUUCUUUGGAGCCAUCUCUUACAAGAAAGAGGCCAUUGGUGACACCUUCCAGAGUUUGGUGACAGCCAGUGACACUGAGGAGGAGUUUGGUGCCUUGCAGAGCUCCCAGGUUCUGUAGUGCAGGGCUCGGGGUCCAAGGGAAGGCACUGGGGAGUGCCCAGGAGGGAAGGGCAGUGCCCAACCUUUGUCACUG